AUGAGUGCUUCCAACGACAGUGGUAGUACACUACCCAGAGUAUUGGUCAUAGCAGGGUCGGACAGUUCGGGCGGAGCAGGUCUCGAAGCGGACCAAAAGGUCAUUGCCGCCCAUGGAUGCUAUGCUAUGACGGCCACCACCGCAUUGACGGCCCAGAAUACCAAGGGGGUGUACGGCAUUCACGAGGUUCCGGUGGACUUCCUAAGGAAGCAGAUUGAUGCUGUGGUGGAAGAUGUCGGUGUUGACGUUGUCAAGACUGGCAUGCUUGCUUCGACUGGCACUAUCGAGGCUGUUGCUCAGGCGAUUCAUGACCACAAGCUCAAGACGCUGGUUAUUGACCCGGUAAUGAUCGCGACCACGGGCGCCGAGCUCCUCCCGAACUCCGCCUCCCGUGCCCUCUGCGAGAAACUCCUCCCUCUAGCUACCAUCCUAACGCCUAACGUCCCGGAAGCAAACACACUCUUACUUGAAGCCGGCCACGACCAACGCCCAGUCCAAACCGUUGCCGAUCUUGAGGAAAUUGCCCUCGAGGUACAGAAGCUUGGGUCAAAGUGGGUGCUCGUCAAGGGCGGCCAUUCUCCCUUCCGCAGGGAUGGUACCGAGGCAAAGACGGAAGACGAGAAGGAAAUCGUCGUCAAUGUCCUCGUGGGACCUGCUGCAGAGGGGACGAAGAGAGACGCAGAGGGCGAGGAAAACUUACAGGUGGUCAAAAUCGAGAUGCCGUACCAGAGGUCUAGGAAUACUCAUGGUACUGGUUGCUCGCUGGCUUCCGCCAUUGCCUCGAACCUCGCCAAGGGGAUGGACAUGGUUCCGGCUGUCAAGGCCGGAAUCAGAUACGUCGAUACCGCCAUCAGGACGGCGCCUGGAUUGGGCCAAGGGAACGGGCCCCUCAACCACUUUCACUCCGUCAAGGCACUUCCAUUCUCUUCCGGUCACUUCCUCGAUUAUCUUCUCGAACGACCCGACGUCGCCCCAGUAUGGGACCGCUACAUCCACCACCCGUUUGUUAUGGCCAUGGGUGAUGGGACUCUGCCGAGAGAGUCCUUCAAGGGAUAUCUGAUGCAGGAUUAUGUCUAUCUCAUUCAUUACGCUCGUGCCAACGCAUUGGCUUCGUACAAGGCCAAGAACAUCGAAGACGUUGCUGGUUCGGCCGCUAUUGUUGCGAACUGCUUCAGGGAGAUGAAUCUCCAUGUCCAGUACUGCGCUGGUUUCGGCAUCUCCAAGGAGCAGAUGGAGAAGACCGAGGAACUUCAAGCAUGCACGGCAUAUACAAGAUACGUCCUAGACAUAGGCCAAUCCGAAGAUUGGUUCGCUCUCCAGAUGGCUCUGGCCCCAUGUCUCCUCGGCUACGGCGCCAUCGCCAAGCACCUGCACGCCUCCCCCAACUCCAAGACCGGCGAAGAUGAGAACCUCUACUGGUCCUGGAUCGCCAACUACGUCGCGGACGACUACGUCACCGCCGUCAAAGCGGGCCGCGAGCUAUUGGAACGGCAUGCCGUGCUGCAGAGCCCCAGGAGGAUUGAGGAGUUGGUGGGGGUUUUUGUGCAUGCUACCAAGAUGGAGAUUGGAUUCUGGGAGAUGUUUCCGUAUAAGGCGGAGGAGAAUGGGUCCCAAUGA
This is a messenger RNA of Neurospora tetraspora, 1617 nucleotides long. Its product is annotated as Phosphomethylpyrimidine kinase-domain-containing protein. Gene Ontology annotation, cellular component: cytosol. Gene Ontology annotation, molecular function: phosphomethylpyrimidine kinase activity; hydroxymethylpyrimidine kinase activity; thiaminase activity. The record is from RefSeq and is a predicted model, not a curated record. Bases 1 to 1617 code for a protein of 538 amino acids. Gene Ontology annotation, biological process: thiamine biosynthetic process. The transcript is spliced from 11 exons. Lineage: Eukaryota; Fungi; Ascomycota; Sordariomycetes; Sordariales; Sordariaceae.